AUGCCUCAAAGCAAGUCGGAGCGCCCCCAGAAACACGCAAAACCUGAGCAAACGUCGCGGAAGGCGUAUAAAUUUUUGAAUGCAAUCGAUGUCAGACGUGCUCGGCCCGGGAGUCCAGAAUCAAGACCAGAAUCCCCAAAUGGAAGUCCCGCAGCCCUAUCUGCAUUGCGCUCAACUCUGUCUGUCAAGUCAGAGGAAAUUAUUGCUCCUCAAGAUGAGAGAAUCGCGCUUGAGUGGAUGGAGAGUUCGCCAGGUGCUCAUGACACCUUUGAGAUAUGGGAGGUCGUCCAGUCUAUCGCUCCUUGUGUCUCUGUUAUUCUCGGAUUUUACUCUACUAUGCGUAAAAUCACAUCUUUCGCAUUUGGCUCCAAUGAGCUUCAAGUCAUUCUCGUUUCAUUGAAACUGUUCAAUACUAUCUCUCACUUUGGAGGUGGGAGGGAGCGGAAGGCACUUUGUGAAGCGUUUCCAUGGGACAUGAAGACUUUCGUAAAAUUAUCGCAUGAGGAGGAAAGGGAAAGGAGACGCAGAGGACGUUUGCAAGACCUGAUAUCCACACUUAAUACGUCUUUUUUAUUCUCUCCUUCAUUAACUCUAAAACUUCCUCGCUGGUGA
Messenger RNA from Suillus clintonianus, 612 nucleotides. RefSeq lists its product as uncharacterized. Bases 1 to 612 code for a protein of 203 amino acids. The transcript is spliced from 6 exons. The record is from RefSeq and is a predicted model, not a curated record. NCBI's taxonomy places the organism in Eukaryota, Fungi, Basidiomycota, Agaricomycetes, Boletales, Suillaceae.